Messenger RNA from Haliotis rubra (blacklip abalone), 1140 nucleotides. Its product is annotated as egg-lysin-like. Gene Ontology annotation, biological process: single fertilization. Bases 461 to 946 code for a protein of 161 amino acids. Lineage: Eukaryota; Metazoa; Mollusca; Gastropoda; Lepetellida; Haliotidae. The transcript has 7 exons. The record is from RefSeq and is a predicted model, not a curated record.
UCAUUCUAGUGUGCCCAUCGACUUCGAUGUGAGAGACGGGGCCAAGUUUACACGAGGCAACAAGGACAUGGUACCAGUCUAUCUCAGCACGCGACAAAUCCCGAUCGGAAGUAUCUGUUGAUUGGUUGAGUCAAAUAGCCCGUGUUGUGACGUCACAAAUUUACGUCAUCCGCACUGCUGUUUCAAAUUCAUUCGUAGACGCUACUGCAGUUGGUUGAACGAACAGAUCACAAUGUGCCCUUCCACUUCGAUAUGAGAGACGGGGCCAAGUUUACACGAGGCAACAAAGGACAUGGUACCAGUCUAUCUCAGCACGCGACAAAUCCCGAUCGGAAGUAUCUAUUGAUUGGUUGAGUCAAAUAGCCCGUGUUGUGACGUCACAAGUUUACGUCAUCCGCACUGCUGUUUCAAAUAUUCAUUCGUGACACUACUGCAGUUGGUUGAGCGAACAGAUCACAAGAUGAAGCUGUUGGUGCUUUGCGUGUUGGCGAUGAUGGUGACGGUGGCGAUGUCUCGCCGAUGGAACUUUGUUGCCCACAGACAUGUUUCCAGGCAAUAUCGUUCCGCAAAGGAUCGAACCUCGACGAACCGGUCCGCCAUGAAGACAGGCAUCAUUACUGGUUUCAACAGACAACUGGAUGGGUGGCUGGUUCAACAUGGCCAAACAGUCAGCGACAAAGAGAGGAAGAUUCUACGCUUUGUAAAUAUACGUUACAUGCAGACACACUGGCCAAGCUUUCUCAAAUUUGCGCGAGAGAGGAUGAAGAAACUGGCCAACAGUCCAACAGAACAUGACUACUUAAGCAUUGGGGCUGAGAUUGGGAGGCGAGUGCCUCUGCGAUUUUCAUAUGGCUUUUUGAUAAGGAAAGGCCUUCUUCCCCGGUGGGCAGACUAUAUGCAAGAUCUCCUUGACACGCCACCUGGUGACAUAAAAUGCAAGUCAUAGCUGUCAUACUGUUGGAGUUGGGGAUCUGGGUUGAACAGUAAAGGGAGCAAACAUCGUUCAAGUAACCACUGCAGCCAACUACAUAGCCAUAAAUAUCAAACCCCAACCUGGGGUCUCUCAUUUUGUGCAAAGAGUGGAUUUACAUAGACGAAACUGUAAGCUAUCAUAAAGUCUGAAAUAAAUACAUCUGCUAA